Molecule: messenger RNA, 2160 nt
Organism: Anisakis simplex (herring worm)
Lineage: Eukaryota; Metazoa; Nematoda; Chromadorea; Rhabditida; Anisakidae
Source: the annotation of a GenBank genome assembly
AUGGAAUCGCUUAUACCAGUCGUCAAUAAACUGCAAGAUGUAUUCGCGGCAAUUGGAACACGAGAAGCUGAAAUACAGUUACCUCAAAUUGUGGUUGUUGGAUCUCAGAGUGCUGGAAAGAGUUCAGUGAUCGAAGGUAUAGUUGGUCGUGAUUUUUUACCACGAGGUACGGGUAUAGUAACAAGGCGACCUCUUAUUUUACAGCUUAUCAAUGUGCCUCUCGAUGAUAAGGAAACACGCAAAAAUUUACAAGGUACCGAUAUAAAAAGUGAUGAAUGGGCUAUAUUUGAACAUUCAAAAACGAAGAUUUUUACAAGUUUCGAUGAUGUCCGCAAAGAAAUUGAGGUUGAAACAGAUCGACUUACCGGCACAAAUAAGGGUAUCUCAGCAAUACCGAUGAGUCUGAAGAUAUAUUCGGCGAAUGUCGUCAACUUGACCUUAAUCGAUUUACCUGGUAUGACGAAAGUACCCGUUGGUGAUCAACCAUCCGAUAUUGAGAUUCAAAUAAGAGAUAUGAUCCAGUCGUUCAUCAGUAACCCGAACUCAAUCAUUCUGGCUGUUACACCAGCCAAUCAAGAUUUCGCCACUUCAGAACCUCUGAAAUUAGCUCGAGAAGUUGAUCCAGAUGGAUGUCGGACGUUAGCUGUGCUAACUAAAUUGGAUUUGAUGGAUUACGGAACUGACGCAAUGGAGGUUCUCUUGGGUAGAGUGGUACCGGUGAAACUCGGUAUUAUUGGUGUUGUUAAUCGGUCGCAAGCAGAUAUCAAUAAAAAGAAGAAUAUAUCAGAAUGCUUGAGAGAUGAGCAAUCUUUUCUGCAGCGAAAAUAUCCGAUGCUUGCUGCACGCAACGGUAUACCGUACCUGGCUAAAACUCUCAAUCGGCUGUUGAUGCAUCACAUACGUGAAUGUCUACCACAAUUGAAAGUACGAGUGAAUGUUAUGAUGAAUCAAUGCCAAGCCUUAUUAUCUUCGUACGGUGAACCAGUUCAAGAUCAUAGCAGAACUCUUCUGCAAAUUAUCAAUCGAUUCGCGACUGCUUACACGGACACUAUUGAUGGAACUUCGAAGAAUAUUGAAACUUCUGAAUUGUGUGGUGGUGCUCGUAUAUGCUAUAUAUUUCAUGAGACAUUUGGACGUGUUCUUGAGUCAAUUGAUCCAUUAGGUGACCUUUCGCAACUGGAUAUUCUAACGGCUAUUCGAAAUGCAACGGGUCCGAGACCAACAUUAUUCGUACCAGAAACCAGUUUUGAAUUAUUGGUGAAGAGGCAAAUCAGAAGAUUGGAAGAGCCGAGUUUGCGUUGUGUUGAGCUUGUGCACGAGGAAUUGCAGCGAAUCGUACAACACUGUGGACUACACACCCAACAAGAAAUGCAACGAUUCCCGCGAUUGUACGACAAAAUCAACGAAGUUGUCAGUAAUGUUCUGAAGAGUCGAUUGGGUCCAACGAAUCAAAUUGUCGAGAAUUUAGUUGCGAUUGAAUUGGCUUAUAUCAAUACAAAACAUCCAGAAUUUACGGAUGCAUCUCUAGUCAGUCUACUGAAGGAGCAGAUAUUGUUCGACGAGGAAUCGAAAAGAGCCCGCAAGAACGUUGUGAAUGCUUUGACGAACGGCACUGUUGCUCCACCAUCAAAUGCCGGUGAUGCGAGUGCUUCGGGUGGAUUACCGCCAACGGCAAUGUCCAACGCAGCCAGCGGUGAUGCUGCUAUGACACAGAGUUCAAGUGAGGGUACCGGUUUAAGUGGAUGGAUAUUUCGAAGUAGCACCAGUAGUGCUAGCGCUAAACAGUCUCCAUCCACACCUCGCAAAUCGGUGAAUUUCCUUCCGGAGGUUCCAGAAAAAACAAUUACACGUAAACUUACGCCUCGAGAACAGAGAGACUGUCAAAUUAUCGAACGUUUAAUUCGGUGUUAUUAUUUGAUUGUACGUAAGAACGUGCAAGAUGCAGUGCCCAAAGCAAUUAUGUGCUUUCUUGUGAACUACGUCAGAGAUAACUUGCAAAGUGAACUGGUGAGGCAAUUGUAUCAAAGCGAUAUGAUCCACGAAUUACUGGCUGAAAAUCCGACUAUGGCGCAACGACGUAAGGAGACAGCUGAGAUGCUUGAUGCAUUAAAUAAAGCGAGUCAAAUUAUUGGCGAGAUUCGUGAAACACAAAUUUGGUAG